Molecule: messenger RNA, 838 nt
Organism: Neolamprologus brichardi
Lineage: Eukaryota; Metazoa; Chordata; Actinopteri; Cichliformes; Cichlidae
Source: RefSeq, a predicted model, not a curated record
GUCGCAGGGCUCAGACUCUGGGGUGGAGAUCUACGAGCCGUUCUUCACACAGGGAGAGACAAAGAUCCUGAAGCUGAAGAAUCUGCGGCCGCAGGACUACGCCGACUACACCUGCUUCUCCUCCGUCAGGAACGUCUGUGGCAUUGAAGACAAGAGCGCCCACUUCGCUCUGAGCAACAGGACAGGUCUCCGUAAAGGUCGCUUUUGGAUCACACCUGACCCUUACCACAAUGAUGACAAUAUCCAGAUUGGACGGGAGGUGAAGAUCAGCUGCCAGGUAGAGGCCACGCCCCCAGAGGAGCUGCAGUUCGGCUGGCUGAAGAACGGGCGGCCUCUGAGGAGUUCAGAGCGGAUGGUCAUCACCCACACCGACACAGAUGUGUCGCCGGGAACCACCAACCUCGACAUCAUCGACCUCAAGUUCACCGACUUUGGCACCUACACCUGUGUGGCGUCACUGAGGAACGGAGGAACCCCGGAGAUUAGCAUUGACGUCAACAUCUCAUCCACCACAGUUCCUCCGGAGCUCACCGUCCCCAGGGGCCGUUCUCACCUCAUCGCUCAGGAAGGCGACACCGUAGACCUGCAGUGCCUGGUCUCUGGAAAACCCAAACCCAUCAUCCUGUGGUCUCGGGUGGAGGAGAGCGGGGCGGCGGCGGCGGCAGCGGCGCUGAUGCCGGACGGCUCUGUUCAGACGGAGAGCUACGACGGCAUCCUGAGGAUCAGCAACGUGAGCAGAGAGAUGAGCGGGACGUACCGCUGCCAGACGAGCCAGUACAACGGCUUCAACGUCAAACCCAGAGAGGCCUUGAUACAGCUGGUGGUGCAGUGUGGGUAA